Messenger RNA from Sceloporus undulatus (fence lizard), 2465 nucleotides. It is a transcript of the gene FGF19, whose product is annotated as fibroblast growth factor 19. The record is from RefSeq and is a predicted model, not a curated record. Gene Ontology annotation, cellular component: cytoplasm; extracellular region. NCBI's taxonomy places the organism in Eukaryota, Metazoa, Chordata, Lepidosauria, Squamata, Phrynosomatidae. Gene Ontology annotation, biological process: positive regulation of protein phosphorylation; positive regulation of cell population proliferation; fibroblast growth factor receptor signaling pathway. The coding region runs from base 146 to 826 and encodes 226 amino acids. Gene Ontology annotation, molecular function: fibroblast growth factor receptor binding; growth factor activity. The transcript is spliced from 3 exons.
CCUAUAAAAGGGCUGCGCUUGCCUUGAGCCAGAGCCCCAGAGGGUUGCCUUCGCUCUCUGCCUCGCCUCCUUUGCCUUGGCUCCGGGAGAGAGGCUCCUCUGGCCUUCGAGGGGGCCUUGGGAAGGAAAGACUAGAGCCCCGCAGAUGGAGCCCAAGCCCCUGGCCCUGGCCCUGAUGGUGGUGGCGGCGGCGGUGGCCCUGGGCUUGGGGCCGGUGUCGGGCCGCUCUCUGCCUCGCUCGGACGCCGGUCCCCACCUGAGCUCCGGCUGGGGGGAGCCCGUCCGCCUCCGGCAUCUCUACACCGCCAGCAGGCAGGGGCUCUGCAGCUACUUCCUCCGCAUCCAGGCCGACGGCCGAGUGGACGGCACCAGCGCCCAGGAGCCCCACAGUCUGCUGGAGAUCCGGGCGGUGUCGGUUCGGGCGGUGGCGAUCAAAGGCGUGCGCAGCUCCCGGUACCUCUGCAUGGAAGAGCAAGGCAGGCUCCGCGGGAUGCUCAGAUAUUCUACAGAUGACUGUUCCUUUGAAGAGGAGAUGCGUCCAGAUGGCUACAACAUCUACAGGUCAAAGAAAUAUGGAAUUUUGGUCUCCUUAAGUAAUGCCAGACAAAGACAACAAUUCAAAGGGAAGGAGUUUCUUCCUUUGUCUCAUUUCUUGCCCAUGAUCAACACUGUGCCAGUGGAGUCUGCAGAUUUUGGAGAAUAUGGUGACACCAGGCAUCAUUAUGAAUCUGACAUUUUCACUUCACGUCUUGAAACUGACAGCAUGGAUCCUUUUGGCUUCACUUCAGAAGUAUCAUCAGUGCAAAGUCCUAGCUUUGGGAAAUAAGGAGAGUUCUGUAGCUUUAGCUAUAAUUCAUAAAAAGGAUUGGCAGAAAGCUGCCAUGGCAUUUCUAGCUGUGAUAGUCAAGACAUAGAUGUUAUGGUGUGCCACUGUCCUUGGCAAGCAAAUGGUAGUAUUUCUAAAAAAUCUGACACAUGAACACAUGCUAUAUGCACACACGUACACAAACACACAUGCAUAAGAGUAUUUAGGAAAGUUCCUCCUAAAAGAUGCUAUUUCAUUCAGAAAUUACAAAAAUGCAAAAUGCAAGAAAUCCUUCUGUCCUGGUGGUUGUUUGGAGAGAUAAGAUCAUGAAUAUUUUCUAGGGUCAUUAUUUCUUUCAAUCACUUCAUGACAAGAGUGAGAAGAUGCUCUUCAUUCAAAAGGAUAAUAGCAUCUCCUCAAUAUUUAAAACAGAAACAAUUUAACAAAAACUCAAACCUCAGUACAAAACACGUUUACCUAAAUUGAACUGGUAUCAGCCCUAUUUUCAGCAGACCCACUGAAAUGUCUGGGUUGCAUUUUAGUCAUAACUAAUAUAAAUUCCAUUGAUUUCAAUGACUCUGCUCUAAAUGGGAAUCACUAGACCUCAUCUUUUCACAAGCCCCUGCUAGUGAAUGAUCAUUUCUAGCUGAAAGAUGCCUGAUCCAGAUAGGGAGUAAUAUCAGUCCUCAGUGGAUGGGAGAAACUAAACAGACUACCUACUAUCUUUUUUGCAAGCCAAUAUCUGUUGUUAAAGGAGUAUGCAAACUUUCUUCAAGCAGGACAGCUGAAAACGUUUAAAGUUAGAAAACUGUUGGAAAAACACAAACAAUUCAACUUCUAUCUUGAGUAACUAAAAAUAAAUGAGUAGGUAAGCAAUUCUAUUUUUUCAAAAAAACAAGAAUCUAACUUUCCAAGUGCUGAUAAACUGUUUCCAUCAUCCCUUCCUAAUGACAAAGGUAGAUGGGAGUUAUGGGCAUUGCAGCCCAAAAAUAUUUGAGGGCCACAGAUUUCCCAGGCAUUCUAUGGAAGGCACAAUAAUUAGAAGUUCACUUUGCAAGAUGAAGAAAUGCAUACUCCUUCAGUAAAGUAUUCUUUAGUAUUCUUCCUAACAGCUGGAGAUGCUUUGUUUUUUUUAAUUACUGUAUUACUGAUUUUAAUUCAAGGGAGUUAUACAUUACAGUGAGUAAAUAUUUUAUGGAAAUUUUUUGUAUAUAUCAGUUUUCUAAUGUAGGAAAACUAGUGAAUAACUAGUUUGUGGAAACCAGAGAAAACAGACUUUGGAAGAUCUUUCUUUCUUAAAGAUUGUUGUAUAUAGUAGUAUGACUCUGUACAGAAAAACUAAGGGAAACAUUACUAUUUUCUUGACCUAGCACUUCAUUGUCAACACUAUAUUUAUAAUUAAUUUAUUAAACACAUACAUCUGUUUAUUUUGUUACUGUAUUUAUACUUAAAAUUUUCUAUUUAUGUAUUCCAAAUACUGUCUUUUUUUUUUAACAGUGUGGUCAAAAUGUAGUGAAGUUUCGUAAUUUUAGUAAUUUUGAGUUGAAACUUAAAGUGUCUGUGAAAUCUGUAGAUUUAGUGUGCUUUAUUUUUAAUAAAAACAAAAACACAUUAGUUAGUUUCUUGAAUCUUUCUUUAUUAUCACUCACACACAUACACA